GUGCUGUCGGACUGUAGAGUGUAAGCUAGGUGGCCGCACCGACACAUGUAUCGCACCGAGGCUGUGCCAGACGCACAUGGGCUCCGUCCUGCACUCCACCCGGGGAUCUUCAGCAGCCGCAGCCGAGCGAAGUGGGGGGACCCUCAGCCCGCGGUCAGCGCUGCCUGGACUCUUCCUCUGACACACACACACACACACACACACACACACACAGACACACACACACAGACAAACAAACAGCCACCAACACAUUUCAUCUCCUUUCCCCCCUUCCCCGAGAGGCUCGCUGAGAUCCAGCGUGUUAUUUUAUUUGGAUCCUGCGUGAGUCGCGGCGGACAAACUGCGUGUUAACGCGGGGAGAGCUCGGACUUGUCUUUUUUUUUUUUUUUUGGUUUUUUUGGCUGGAGAAAAACACACCAAAACACACGCGAAAAGACUCCGCUCCUGUCGCCCUACCCCUUCUUCUUUUAUUUCCUGUCAGUUUUUUUCUUCUUCUUCUUCUUGCGAUUUCUUUCGUGCCACCAAAGCAGGAACCCCGGCCGGGACUGAGCCCGGUGCUCCCGAGGAUGAACUAGAAUUGCGAUCGAGGCUGCGGGCUCGUUUUACUGGAUUUAUUUCGCCGUGGAGGAAAAAGAGAUCCGGGAGCGGAGCGGAGCGGUGCGGUGCGGUGCGGUGCGCAAAAAAAAAGAAAAAAGAAAAAAGAAAGAAGAGCCGAGGUCUUCCUAGUUUCUCUUCUCCGCUCUCCCUCCCUCUAUCUCUCCAUCUAUCAAUCUGUCUACCUGUCCUCCUCUGUCUGUCUGUCUGUCUAUCUAUCUCUUCAUUUGUUUCUCUGCUUUUUAGGUCCGUGAGAUUUUGCUAAAAUGCAUCAUCAACAGCGGAUGGCAGCUUUGGGGACAGACAAGGAACUGAGUGACUUACUGGAUUUCAGCGCGAUGCGAAACAGCGAUUUGAAAAUGUUCCCAACAUCCAUGAUGUUUUCCCCUCCUGUUAGCAGUGGAAAGAACGGGCCGACUUCCCUGGGGAGCGGACAUUUCUCCGGCUCAAAUAUGGAGGAGAGAACGAGUGCAGGGUCAUGGGCGAGUGGAAGUCGUUCUUCCAAGAGUUAUGCAGAUGGGUCUCAGUACAUGGCGUCACACGACAGCCUAUCACCUUCGUACGCCAACUCCAGCAGGCUAACAGGUAAAACAGAGAGGAGUUCGUACUCGUACAACAGAGGGUCCAACCCACACUGCCACCAGUCGAUACUGGGUGGCGAGAUGGGUUUGGGGAGUCCCGGCGCGGCGUCGCCCACCAAGCCGGCCGGUCAGUACUACCAGCACUACGGCUCCAACCCGCGGAGGAGACCGCUGCCUAUGGACGCCAUGGAGGUUCACCCGAAGAAAGUUCGAAAGGUCCCUCCCGGCUUGCCGUCCUCAGUGUACGCUCCGUCUGCCAGUACAGCAGACUACAACAGGGACUCACCGGGUUAUCCCUCCUCCAAACCUCCCAGCGCUGGCUUCCCAAGCUCAUUCUUCAUGCCAGAAGGUCACCACAGUGGCGAUCACUGGAGCAGCAGUAGUAGCAGUAUGAGCCAGCAGGGUUACCACGGCAGCAUGCUGGGGGGCGGGAACUCGUCCCACGGCCCUGCCCAGGGCUCCUCCUACUGUGGGAUUCACCCUCACGACAGAUUGAGCUACCCGUCCCACUCGUCUGCAGAUAUCAGCUCCAGCCUCCCUCCUAUGUCCAGCUUCCACCGAGGGGGAGGGAGCGGGGGCGGGGGCAAUCACUACAGCACCGCCUCUUGCACCGCUUCCACCAACGGCACAGAAAGCAUCAUGGCUAACCGAGCGCCGAGCGCAGCAGCCAGCAGCUCUCAGACAGGAGACGCCUUAGGGAAAGCACUCGCAUCGAUCUACUCCCCAGACCACACGAAUAACAGCUUCUCGUCCAAUCCCUCCACCCCAGUCGGCUCCCCGCCCUCCCUCACAGCUGCCAGUUCAGCUGUCUGGUCGAGGAACGGCGGACAGGGAGCGUCAUCGCCAAACUAUGAGGCUCCGUUGCACUCUCUGCAAAGUCGUAUCGAGGACCGCCUGGAGCGUUUGGAUGACGCCAUCCACGUACUGCGGAGCCACGCGGUGGGACCGUCGACGGGUAUGGCCAGCGGGCACGGCGAAAUGCACAACCUCAUCGGGGCCGCACAUACGCACAACGGCGCCAUGGGCGCCCUGAGCAGCGGGUACGGGACGGGACUGCUGUCGGCCAACAGACACUCCCUCAUGGUGGGCUCUCACAGAGAAGACGGCAGCGGCGUGGGCGGUUUGCGCAGCGGACACUCGAUGGCGGGUCAGGUGCCGGGGCCUCAGCUGCCCGUUCAGUCGGCCGCCUCGCCGGACCUCAACCAGCCCGACCCGUACCGCGCCCUGUCCGGAGGCCUCCAGGGCCAGAGCACCUCCUCCGUCAGCUCGGAGAUCAAGUCUGAGGAUGAGGGGGACGAGAACCUCCUGCAGGACCCCAAGUCCCUGGACCCCAAGAAGGAGGACGGCGACAGCAAGGACCUGAAAUCAAUUGAGAGGUUAAGAUCUAGCAACAACGACGACGAGGACCUGUCUCCGGAGCAGAAGAUGGAGAGAGAGAGGGAACGGAGGAUGGCGAACAACGCGCGGGAGCGUCUGCGCGUCCGCGACAUCAACGAGGCGUUCAAGGAGCUGGGCAGGAUGGUGCAGCUGCACCUGAAGAGUGACAAACCGCAGACCAAGUUACUGAUCCUGCACCAGGCCGUGGCCGUCAUCCUCAGUCUGGAGCAACAAGUCAGAGAGCGAAACCUGAACCCCAAGGCGGCCUGUCUGAAGCGCCGCGAGGAGGAGAAGGUCACCGUGUCCUCGGACGGGGCUCCCCUGUCGUUGGCCGCCGCGCACCACGCCGCCGCCGCCGCCAUGGGCGACGGGUCCAACCCCUUGGGACAAAUGUAAAACGCAGCAACAUCUCCUCCCCCAUGAAUGGUCCAAGGUGCCAGAGUUCAUCAAGAUGAUGAGUGACCACUUCCUCUGACGGCGUUUCCAUGACAACCCGGCAAUCGAUCAACCCCGUUGUUCCUUCAGCCUGACCAAUCAGAUUCUCUGGAUCUUGGGCCUGACCAAUCAGAUCAGCCUCCUUCUCUCCUCACGUCUGUCUCUGAUCCUUUUCUUCACCUUCGUCUCCUUCUUCUGUGGAGAACACCAACUGCAGAGUCACAUUAGUCGCUUUCGUCACUUUGCAUCUCCAGCUGAAGUGAACUGGAUGCUACUUUGUGGAGACGUUUAAAUGGCCGCUGUAACGUGGCUGCUACAAAGUGUCAGUUUGUGGGAGCUUUUGGCACAAAGUGACAGCAAUGGACAAAAGUCUUUGGAAUCACAUCAUCCAAGAAAUUCUUCUUCUUGUACUACUUGUUUUAUCAGCAUUCCCAUUUUUAAAGAACAAAAGGGUUCUAUAUAUAGUAUAUAUACGACAAAAGGAAAAGAAUGACAAAAAACUUGUUUAAAAAGUGCAACUGGAUGCGGGCAGUGAGGAGGGUACGGGUUGGGGAGGGUUGUUCAGAACGGAGCAAAACAUAUCACAAAGUGUUUAAAGAGGUUUUUUUAAUCAACAUUGUGCAGCUGUUGUUGAAUGCAGCUUCAGCGCGUCUCUGACUGAAUGGCAAUCUAACGCCACACUGUGGAUGAAGCUGUGCCUGAUCUCCUCUUGGAUGCAAACCAGUCAGAUAGAUACACACGGAGAAGCAAACAAAAGAGAAGAGCAGGAAAAAUCCAGGAAGUGUUACGGAAGCUUGCUGCCCUAAUAAGUCCCCUUACAAACAACACAUUUUCACAGAUUAAACUAUAAAUUCAACAGAAGAUAUAAGGUGCUUGAUAUGCCGAGUCAUUUGAACAACAAUUCAAUUCGCAAACGCUUUUUGACUAUCAUAGAAAGGAAACGGGGCUAAACAGGAAAAACGGGGGCAACUUGUUCUUCCCCUUCUAAUGCAUUCCCUCUUAACCCGCACACAUUUACAGUAUAUUGCCAGUGUAAAACAAAAUCUAAACAUGUAUGUGUACUUUUAUUAGUGUUUUUUAUGCUACAUUGACUUUGUUAACAAGUGGCAAAAUUGUACGAACUGCUAACGUUUUGUGAAGUCACAAAUACUAAAGCCUGGACAGUUGUACCCAAAUGGCCCGUGUGUAUCUACUGAGAGGACGAGAAUAUCUAAAGAAUCAAUCAUUGAAUCAGUUAAUCAAUCAAUCAGUGAGUGAUUUCAGAGGGUCUUGGGUGUUUAAAUUACUGAAGGUAGAGGAAUAACAGAAGAAACAAGGACGAAUCAUGCAGUAAUGAAAGAGUGUACUUCUAAACGCCGCAGGAAGGAAAGACGUUUCUUGACAUCUUCAUUUAAGAUUGUUGUUGUGGGUUUGUAGUGCAGACGACCGAAAAAAACAGCUCUAGCAAACAUCCCGAAACCAGAGUCCUUUGUCAGAUAUUCAUCAGCAUGGGCAGAGUAGGCAGAGUUUAAACUGGUGUCCAGGCCUUUCCUUAACUCGAAGGAUUACUGGGCAGAUGGUUGAGAGGAUGGACAUUUAUAUUCCACGUUUAGCACAUUCCCGGAAUUACGAUCGCUCUACUUGAAUCGAGUGGUUAAGAUGGCCCGAAGCCCUGAACUGUGAGAGUUUUGGGAAAGGGAAAGGAGUACAGAGUUAUUAAAGUGGGCCAACAUCCUGAGGAGCUAGAGACUGAGGGCUAGGAGGAAAAAACAGAGAAUCUAAAGGUCUAAAUGAUGACGAUGCUGCAGGGGAAGCAAGGGAACAAUCAUCAUGGUGACGGGUGUAUACUUUUCUUCUAGGGGGCCAAGCAGCAGUAGUCAAAGCAUUCCUGUGUUAGAUUAAUUCGGUUCCCCUCUUUUCCUGGUUUAGUAUCUGGACUAUCAUAACCUUAAACUUCUAACCCAAUUCCAGACUGCCCUGGCCCUGAGUAACAACUUUGGGGGGACUUUCUGAUUGACAUUUGCCUUUAUAAAAGCCUUUAUAAAAUGACAAUACGUACCCAUAACAAUACUAAUAAUGACAAUACUCAAUACCUGAAAGAUCAAGGGUCUGGCAUUGAGUAAUGAAAAUGGCCCAACUCGAGGGGCGGCACCAAGCAUGCAUUUGAAAAUCUUACUGCACGCCACACUGCGACCAAUCACAACAAUACACGAGGUGACAUAUCCAGAGCCCCAUACGCCUAGCUACCAGCGGAGCUAACUGGUAGAUUAAACUGUCGUCAUCUGUUUAGCUUGCCUCUGGCCCGCCUAUAUCAGAUACACCGAUGUGAUUGGUGCAGCAGGGCUACAAGGGCACAGUUGAUGAGCAUUAUCACUCAAUGCCAGAGUGACUCGCUGAGCAGAUUCAAAUUGUGCUCUCGCGAGAACUCUGGAUUUCCAGGGUAGACGUGACCUGCACUGGCCCUGACAUGUCGCUCACUAAAUUACGACGUCACGUCAUCAUAUAAAAAACCUUGGACAAAAACAGAAUUACAUUCAGGUAACGCAGUAAUGCAGCGUUACUUGAAUUAGUAACUGUAAUAAAAUUACUGUUUUGAAAAUUGUAAUCCCUUAAACUCGUUACUGUGGAAAGUAAUAGUUAAGCAAUAUUACACUUGAGGGUUUGAUUUAACGUCAUUAUUGGCAUGACAUUGGCAACAGGCAACAGUAAUUGGAAUAUCUGCAAGCACGUCCAUUGUUUUGUGGUGUCAAUCAAAAGUCCCCUUUCCCCUUUGCCCCAGUGUGAACUUUCCUCCGACCAGGCCUGUGUUUAAUACCCAGUCCCAGUUCUGUCGUCUCUGCUGACCCUAGCCUUAUGAGCCCUAAACCAGAGCCCUAGCCCUUCUUCCCAGCCUCGUGCCCCACCCGAGCGGUCCCACAGAUGCAAUUUGAACAUUCACACUUCUACCAAUGUGCCUUUUUAGAGUUCAUAUCAUUCGAGUUGCCAGAGGAGGACAUUUACCUGGUCUUUUAAUAGGAUGCAAGCUUAGGGAAACCUGUUCUUAGUCGUUAGGUUCUAUGCAGUCAGGUUUUUUACCAGACCUGGGAAUUUAAAAAAAGCUAAAAAAAGGAAAAAAAAGUAUUUUUUGGAUAAAAAAGUAAACUGUAUUUAAUGUACUGUACGCUUAUAUGUAAGUAGACAGCGUGUUCUGGCUUGGAGCCAAUGAGACAGACGCUUUUAGCAAACCGAGCCCAGAUCCCAGUCCCCCCCAAAGUUCUCCAUAACCCCCCCAACCUUCCUGUUCCAAGCCCCAGCCCUGUUUCCAUGAUGAACAACGCGUCUCUUCUUGUAUUAUAGCUUAUCAGCUUUUUAUCAAUAUUUGAUCGGCUUGUCCGUAAGCCAAUGUAGUCUUCAGUACAAAGUGUGUGGUCGUAUGUUGUAAAGCAGAUUUUCUUUUUUUCUCUCUUUCUCUUUUUUAAGAAGAAUCUUUUCUCUUAUUACUUUUUCUUUGUCUGUUCUGGUUUACAUGUCUAUUAUAGAAAAUGUUAAAAAAACAAAACAAAAAGAAAUAGAAAAAAAAAAAAAACACAAUUCGCUAUCUGACAGCAUGGUUCUGUCUGUGGUAAUUUUGCCGCAGUUAAAAUCCUACCCAAUCAACAGGAAGGCACGGAAACUGGAAAAGAAUCUAUUUGAAUAAAUCAAUCUAUAUAUAAAUGUACAAAAAAAUAUAUACGAUAUAUAAGGAGGGUGCCAUUUUCAGUUUUUUUCUGUUGCAAAUGCGUGUUUGCUUGGGGAGGAAUUCUUUUCUCAAAGACUGAACUGGCAGAAGUUGGCGAGGCCCCUCAGUGUUAUAAAUUUCCAACUGACUUUGUUGUGUUCUCUGUUGUUGCCAUGACAACACCCUCUGACUAGUACGGCACCCUGCGCAGGACAAAAUGGGACCGUAGUACCAUCCGCUCUAUUCACUGCUAUCUAUUCAAGGCAACAACACACAGACGUUUGUAAAUUGUAUGCAACAAAAUGGCAAACUUUACCAUUAUUUUGAAAUUGUGUAUGUAAAAGUUAUAUUUUUACAUGUAGACUGUUGUUAUUUUGUGUUUUAGAAAUAUGUUGUAUCGGUUUUUUUGUUAAAAUAUGAAAAAGUAAAAUUCAGUGUGUGUUGAAAAAAAAUGUGUCACAUUGAAAAUGUAGUGAGGUCAAAAGUUCAGAAUCAUUUUAUUUUAAAUUUUUCAACCUUAUGUUUAUAUCUGUAGGGGGACAUUUUCAAGGGUUUGUGGGAGGAAUCAGAAAUCAUAAAAGAUAUAUAAUAUUUGUUUAAUCCUCCAUGCCUCAUGACAUUACCAUUUUUAAAUGUAUUUUUUAUUAUUUUUUUGCAGAGAAAUGUGUAAAUAGUCAUAAAACAUUUUCUGUGGGGUUUCUGUAGGGUGAGAACUUGCCAGUGAGAGUCGAUGACGAUGAACUUGUUUGGAUUUUUAGUGAGGUUGUAUUUGUACGGUUACAGUAGCCAGGUGCCAACUUUUAGUUUGGGUCAGUGGUGCUCAGUACUGUAUGUGGUUUUGGUUGCUGACCAUCUCAAGUGUAAGUCAAACCAUUGUCUUUGCUUGCAACAAGAAUCACUCGUGUCAGAGCCAGAGUGAGGCCUUUUUUUGCGGCAUUUAAUUUUGAUUUACAAGGAGGGAAACAAGCUGGUAAACUGGCAAAAAAAACAAUACAUGUUCUGUAAACUGCUAUUCUUAGGGAAAGUUUGAAUGUAAUUCAUAAAAACACAGGGUGUCAUAAUUCAAAAGUACACUACCUGAUUUUGUUAUGUACCUGAAAAUUUAAAAAUGCAUAACAUAUAAAAAUUGGUUAUAAUGUAAUACACAUCAGAAAUUGUUAUAGGGUGGUAUGACAAAAUCCAUGAUUUUUUUUAAUUACAUAAAGUAUGACAAAAACUUAACUGAGGUACCCAACGAGUGUUCACAAAUUCUAUUCACUUUGGUUCUACCUGGUGGCUUUGGGCCCGGCUCUGACUCCAGUGCAUUUAUUCUCUUCAAGAUGGGUUGUAAAUGUUGAUUAAAGGAAACACCCUCAGCACCUGAUUCAAGAUUAAUAUAUGAGAAUUUUGUAAAAGAUUGGAAUGUCACUAAUAUAAAAAAGCAGAUCGUCAGCAAACAAUCGUAUCAGCUAUUUCCCCAAAAAGAUAUCAGAUAAUGUGCAAGGCAGUUUCAGUCGUUUGUUUUUUAGUGUUUGCCGUUAAAAUUGAGCUUUUUGUCAAAAGGAAAAAAGCUACUUUGAAUCGGACCUAUAGGUUAAACACUAGGAUUGAAUCUGUCAGUGUAAGUGCUAAAUGUGUUUUUUACGUAAUGUUAUUUUUAAAUGCUUCAUUUCGUAUUUUCUCUUAGUUGUAUAAUCAAGUCAUCUCCCGAAUUACAGUAUCUUCAUUUUUAUGUUACCUCCUGAUGUGUCUAUUAGCCAAAAUGUUAACUUCUUUUUCAUUUCCCUUCUUGUUGUACAUACAGUACACACCUCAUUUCUCUUUUUCAGUGACUGUGCCAUGAGCUUUGUAAUCUGUUACUCUGUACCAGUUUUACUGCAAUAAUGAGUUGAAUUCAAAAUGGC
Molecule: messenger RNA, 8546 nt
Organism: Perca fluviatilis (European perch)
Lineage: Eukaryota; Metazoa; Chordata; Actinopteri; Perciformes; Percidae
Product: transcription factor 4-like
Exons: 20
Coding region: 861-2948 (695 amino acids)
Biological process (GO): regulation of transcription by RNA polymerase II
Cellular component (GO): transcription regulator complex
Molecular function (GO): DNA-binding transcription factor activity, RNA polymerase II-specific; protein dimerization activity; RNA polymerase II cis-regulatory region sequence-specific DNA binding
Source: RefSeq, a predicted model, not a curated record